AUGAGUCAGGAGUAUUUUCCCGGCAUGGGCGGUUCCUCGGCCGGCGAGGGAUCGUCUAGACACGCUCCGGACGAGUCUUCGCAGAACCCUCCCCUUCCGAACGCCCCGCCCGCGUAUAUGACCGUCGGUAAUGGUUCGACUUCGGAGAGCGCCUCGCGCUUGAUGGCUUCGCUGGACGAGGAUUCUGGCUAUGGUGGCAGCAUCGCGAGUGGCAGCGCCAUCGACGGCAAUGGUGGCAGUAGAUUAAGACCGGAGUUAUUUGAGGACCGACCAACUCCGAUGCAUGCCCCGGCGUAUUUCAGUGAGGCCGCGGAACAUGAGAGACAGGUGGUGGCGAGUCAUGUUCAUCAGUUACAAUACAACCAAAACAGGACAAAGCUCGGUCGAGCGAUCUCGCGCACUAUCGAAACCCUGAAGGAACUCCAGAAUAUGAAUCGCCAGUGGCCGGCCCAUUACCCUUCCGUUCAGCACCCCGAUCCCUCUCGGCCCGCGUUGCAGCACACACAGUCGUUCGGCUUGAAUCCUGAUGAAUCGGAGGACCCCCGACCCGGAAUGAGGCGCGCAGCGACUAUGCCCAUCAACGACGAUUUGGCCGAAUCCAGUUCCACCGCGGAGCGUCGCACCACCCCCGAGCCGAGGUUGAUGAGCCCACAGAUUGCGCAAGAGUUCUCGAUCUUGAAGUUGGAUCUGAAGCUGGGAGCUUUGUCUCAGGCUGAGCUUGUGCAUUCCUUGGAAAAGUCGUCUAUCGCGUCUCUCUUGGACGGAAAGAUUAGCCAAAGUGUCAAACACCUUCUUUCGCUGCGCGACAGAAUCGAGGAUACGUCGAGUAAGGUCCUGAUUACGGGUGACCUGAACGCAGGAAAGUCGACUUUCUGCAAUGCUUUGCUGCGACGCAAGGUUCUUCCGGAAGAUCAGCAACCCUGCACCAGUAUCUUCUGCGAAGUACUAGACGCCCGAGAGAACAGCGGGCUGGAGGAGGUGCAUGCGGUUCACAAGGAAAAACAGUACAACCGCAACGACGAGAGCACAUACGAUGUCUACCCCCUGAAAGAGCUGGAGAACAUUGUGAUCGACAACUCACACUACAUGCAGUGCAAGGUUUACGUGAAGGAUGUGCGGACCAUCGAUGAGUCUCUGUUAAACAACGGAGUGGUUGAUAUUGCUUUGAUUGACGCUCCUGGCUUGAAUUCGGACUCCCUGAAAACCACGGCGGUUUUCGCUCGACAGGAAGAGAUUGACGUCGUCGUCUUCGUGGUUUCUGCCGCAAACCACUUUACGCUCUCCGCCAAGGACUUCAUUCACAACGCUGCGCAUGAGAAGGCUUACAUGUUCAUGGUAGUCAACGGCUUUGAUCAGAUUCGGGACAAGCAACGAUGUGAACGGAUGAUCCUGGAUCAAAUCAACAAACUUAGCCCUCGUACUUACAAGGAAGCUGCGGAACUCGUCCACUUCGUCUCCAGCAAUGCCGUCCCAGUUGCACCUCCGAUGUCCGUUGAAAGUUCCGGCGGUGGCGGUGGCGGGGGAGACUCAGAUCCGCAUGAUGAUGAUGACGAUUCAAACGAUCACAAAGGAAAAGGAAAGGACAAAGGCAAAGAGAAGCAGAAGAUCCAGGACUUCGAAAAUCUGGAGAGCUCACUGCGACGGUUCGUUCUGGAGAAGCGCUCCCGGUCGAAACUCGCUCCCGCCAGGACUUACCUUCUCAAUUUGCUUGCGGACCUGAAUUCUUUAGCCGCGGUCAAUCGUGAUGUUGCUCAAGCUGAACUUAAGCGUGUUACAGAAGAACUCGCGGAGCUUGAGCCGGCCUUCGAGGAUGGCAAGAAGAAGAAGAUUGAGCUUGACGUUCAGGUCGAUAAAUGCAUCGAUGACUCCUGUGACGACGUUUAUAACCACACCCGCACGACUCUUUCCGACACUAUCGCUCGUGUAUCCGAUGCCGACCUUGGUGUCGAAUACCCCGGCUUCCUUUCUGCGUUCCAAUAUGCCGAGGAUCUGAAGGUGGCCAUGCUCGAGCAAAUUGCAUCAUCCGUCUCGAACUGCGAGGACUAUGCACGUGACCGGACCGUGAAGGGAGUUGGCUUUAUUCAGAACAUCGGUCUCCUGCAUGUCGGGGAAGAUAAAUUUGCUCCCCUCCAAUUCCGCGCAGAUAUGAUGUUCCGUCGCGGUCGCCGUCAUACGUUUGCCAGACAGGUGGACACGGAAGUCGAGCUGUUGGAUUUCUUCGAUAUCGCUGGCCUCUGGGAGCGACAGGAGAAGGUGGCCGGAACGGGCAUGGCCAUGACAGCGUUGACUGUGGUUGGAGGUAGAGCUUUGGGCGGUAUCAGUUGGGUCGAUAGCAUGUUCAGUGCUGUGAAGAUCCUCGGCCCCAACAAUGUGCGACGUCUGUUCUUCCCCGGCGUUAUUGCUGCUGCCCUUUUGACCGCCGCAUACAUGGUCUCCCAGAUCCCAUCCACCCUGCCUCCUCGUCUUUCUCGCAAACUUGCCGCUACCCUCUCUGAAAUGGACUACGUGCACUCCAAUGCCAACCGCAUCUCAUCAGAAGUCCGCCGCAUUCUGCGCCUUCCUGCCGGUAACCUCCAAACCAGCCUUGCACAGGGCAUCGAGGAUCUCGGACGACGCAAGCAGGAAGUCAGCAAGACGAAGCACGAGAGUGAAACCGCAAGCAAAUACUUCGUCAACCUCUUCCGCGAAAGUGGCGAGAACAGAACGUCUGUUGACUCGAUAGAUCUUGAUGCCCCAUUGCCCGGUGGCAUGGCGGCUCAUGGGCUAUGA
Molecule: messenger RNA, 2769 nt
Organism: Aspergillus melleus
Lineage: Eukaryota; Fungi; Ascomycota; Eurotiomycetes; Eurotiales; Aspergillaceae
Gene: FZO1
Product: mitofusin
Exons: 4
Coding region: 1-2769 (922 amino acids)
Biological process (GO): mitochondrial fusion
Cellular component (GO): mitochondrial outer membrane
Molecular function (GO): GTPase activity; GTP binding
Source: RefSeq, a predicted model, not a curated record